AUGUCUGGUGGAUUUUCUCCAGUCUCUUCAGCUCCUCUUCUUUGGAAAUCCAGAAAAAAAUCUACUGCCAACACGAAGAAGAACACGAACGAGGCAUUAGACAAACCGAGCACUGAUCAAGAGAAACUAGAACUUGUAAACAACAACAUAUCUAUCAUCUCCGAAAAGCGUAAGGCUCUUUUCGAGCCGCUCGAGCCAGCAGUCAAUAGCGUGAAUGGAAAACGCCCUUCAGCUGAAUCCCUACUCCCGCCUCCGGAUUUCGAGCCCGCAAGCUAUCCUAAAGGUUGGCUGAUGGGGAAGAAGCGGAAGCUCGUCAAUGUGGAUGUUGUCGAGAGCAUGCGAAGGAUAGCCGUUCAAGAAAUGAACCGGAAGGAUAGAGAGAUCGAUGGGCUUAACGAGCAAUUAGAAGAGGACUCACGGUGCCUAGAGCACCUUCAGCUGCAGCUUUUAGAUGAAAGGAGCAAACGAGCUGAUGUCGAGAGACAGAACGCAAUGCUUCAGAACCAGAUAACGAUGCUUAUGGACAUGCUGCAACAGAAUGAACCAGUGGAUGAACAUAGGAAUUGA
Messenger RNA from Striga hermonthica, 567 nucleotides. The record is from the annotation of a GenBank genome assembly. NCBI's taxonomy places the organism in Eukaryota, Viridiplantae, Streptophyta, Magnoliopsida, Lamiales, Orobanchaceae.